AUGGCUGCCGGGGUGCAUAGUAUGGUCGGACCCAUGGGCCAGACGGUGCUUCGUCCACCUAGCGACAUCUUUCCACCGCCACCUCCACCUGAAUAUGCCUUCCUACUUCGCAGUCCGCUGCCUGACCACAAGGUGCAUGUCCAUCAUCCGCGCACCAACGACAUCCUGAUCAGUAUGUCUGCCUGGGACCACGAAGAUGGAGCUCUACACUUUGGCCUGGUCCAUAAUGCUUGCGCCAUCAUCGCCGGCAACCGCCACGACGGCUACCUGUCUCGAUCUAGAGAUGCCUCACUUCCGCGCCUUACAAUGAACCACCUCGACCUGCUCGCUGCAAGUUCCGCGAUCUACUUCUAUCAUGUGCCGGGAGAUGCUAACUAUGACAUCGUCUCGACCUUCGAGCUCUGGCACGAACCGUCCUCAUUGCCGUCUCCCUGGACUUGGAUGGAACAGGAUGAUGUAUCCGACGCUGCUUCUUGCGCUGAGCAAGUUGAAAAUCCUCCUGAAGAGCCGUCUCGUAGCGAAACGUGUCGACUUAGCAACCACAGCACUGCUGUAGAGCCCUGUCCCCUGUUGCCCGGAAAGACCACUAACAAUGACAUGUACGUACACAACCAAGGUCUCGCUCCCGCCGUGUACCCUACGAGUCUGAACACUUUUGACUGCGUGUAUCUCGACGCCAACCUUCGGCAUACUCUCACUCACGGAAGCUGGGUCUUCUUUCCCAAGAAACCCGGCACUUUCGUCGCCCACUUUCUCCAGCCAGUCGCCGAUCAGGUCGCCCUGUAUCACAACGUCAUUACCCGCCCUUUGAGAUGCGAACUGCGCGCUUUGUACCAGAGUUUCGCUAAGACUAUCUUCGAUUCACGCCCUAGCCAUUGGUCCCAGUACGCUUCACAGAAUGGCGAAACGAGUGAAACAGCCUGGACCGCCUGGCAAAAAGGGACCAGACAUAGUUUCGUGCCUGGAGAUCACGUCCGCGGCACCGCUCUACCGAAAGAGGUCCCCAGCGAUGGCUCUAUGGAAAGUGGCGAGUUUGAUUAUGGUUCGACCAAUCCAGACGCCCCGACCGAUGUCUCAGUAGUGGGACAAGGCUUCAUAUCAGAGCUACGGAGAAAAGGGCUGGCUACAGAUCGUGCGCGCAACUUGAUUCUUUGA
Aureobasidium vineae is the source of this 1155-nucleotide messenger RNA. NCBI's taxonomy places the organism in Eukaryota, Fungi, Ascomycota, Dothideomycetes, Dothideales, Saccotheciaceae. The record is from the annotation of a GenBank genome assembly.